AACCAUACGGAAGUGACUUCAUCAUCGGAGAUGGGCCGCAUCAAUAUCUGCAACCGAGGACUCGUGAUCUUGGGAUAAAUAAAAAUAUCAAAGACAAACAAAAGCAAUAAAUUAAAUAUCGAAGAAAAAGAAAAUGCGGGAGCGACCAGGUGUGGGAUCCCAUCAUCAUCGAUAAUUGACACGAUGUCGACGAUGGACCCACCCGAUAGUUUUGUGCCUCGUAUUUUUUGAAAAACUCUAUUUUGUACACACAUGGUUGGCGGUGAUUGUUUGAGCGUCGCGAGAGUGCGCGUUUAAAGAUUGGGAAAGAAAAGAGAAAAAAAAGAAAAAGAAAGUAACGAUGUCGUUCCUGUCGAACCUGAAGAAAGCCUUCCACUUUGGCGGCAAUGAGGCUAAAAAGAAGAAGCUCUACAACAACAUCAAGAUGGACGUCAAUCCCGAGGAGUUUUGGGAUAUGAUCGGAGAGCUGGGAGAUGGCGCUUUCGGGAAGGUUUACAAGAUCUAAACCAUACGGAAGUGACUUCAUCAUCGGAGAUGGGCCGCAUCAAUAUCUGCAACCGAGGACUCGUGAUCUUGGGAUAAAUAAAAAUAUCAAAGACAAACAAAAGCAAUAAAUUAAAUAUCGAAGAAAAAGAAAAUGCGGGAGCGACCAGGUGUGGGAUCCCAUCAUCAUCGAUAAUUGACACGAUGUCGACGAUGGACCCACCCGAUAGUUUUGUGCCUCGUAUUUUUUGAAAAACUCUAUUUUGUACACACAUGGUUGGCGGUGAUUGUUUGAGCGUCGCGAGAGUGCGCGUUUAAAGAUUGGGAAAGAAAAGAGAAAAAAAAGAAAAAGAAAGUAACGAUGUCGUUCCUGUCGAACCUGAAGAAAGCCUUCCACUUUGGCGGCAAUGAGGCUAAAAAGAAGAAGCUCUACAACAACAUCAAGAUGGACGUCAAUCCCGAGGAGUUUUGGGAUAUGAUCGGAGAGCUGGGAGAUGGCGCUUUCGGGAAGGUUUACAAGGCCCAACACAAACAAACGCAUCAGCUGGCUGCUGCAAAAAUGUGCGCGCUCGACGGGGAGGACGAUCUCAGCGAUUUCAUGAUCGAGAUCGACAUCCUGUCAGAGUGCAAGCACCCGAACGUCGUUGAACUGCACGAGGCUUACUUUAUCGAGGGAAAAUUAUGG
Molecule: messenger RNA, 1168 nt
Organism: Copidosoma floridanum
Lineage: Eukaryota; Metazoa; Arthropoda; Insecta; Hymenoptera; Encyrtidae
Gene: Slik
Product: Sterile20-like kinase
Biological process (GO): protein phosphorylation
Molecular function (GO): ATP binding; protein serine/threonine kinase activity
Source: RefSeq, a predicted model, not a curated record